AUGGCUUGGCAGUCUUUGACAGUCAUCCAGGUAAGCCUUGAGAAGUUAGAGUCCGAGAGCCAUGUGGCAGUGACAUGCCAGAGCCUGGCAGGUGAACACAUUGGCGUUCUCCGGCUGCAGGCAGAUGACACCCUGCAUGCCCUGGAGGAUGGUCUCCUAGGACUCUGUGCUUGGGACGGUGCAACAGAUGCUUUGCAGAUCCACUGCAUGGAAAAGCCGGAUGUGGAUUUGAACAGAGGCAGCUUGGUGUCUGAGUAUGUUCCAACUGGUCAGUUAGCAAUCAAGAGAAACAGAUUGGGCAAGUUGCUUGAGAAGUUCCACCAAACAGGAAAGCUUCUUAAGGCUAUGAGAGACUCAGCAUUCGAUCCCAGGUCCACACUCUACAAUAGACGCUGGAAGUCAAGCCAAGUGGCGGUGUCGAAUUCCGAGACUCUCGAACUUCUUGAGGCUCUUCCAAUUCCAGAGAUCAGUCACGUGCGGUUUGUUCAAACAUUUGGGCAUCUCACGGUUGAUCUGGAGAAGUGCACUUGGCUUGAUAUGAUGUUCCAUGAUUUUGCUGGUGGCUGGCAGCUGGUGAGACACGCAUAUUGCGGACAUUGGCUGGAGCUUGCAUGCUUUGUUGCAACCAAUCGAAUCCCUUUGGUGCCUCCACCUAUCGCUGCUAUGCGUUACGAUGACCGUGGAUAUCGCAUCGGCCUGAUAAUGCUAGGUCAUUCCUUUCCAAGCAAUUUCGAGGCAGAAGUCCGGUCCGUGCCGGAUGGACCACUUCCAACCUUAGACUUUGAAGAAUGCUUGCACGCACUGCUUUCACUGGACUUAAAUUGGGAUCAGGAAGCGCAUCAUGCUUCACAGAUCUUCAACUCUGCUUGGAGGACACGAGCGCCUGCCCUGCAGGGCAGUGAUACCUUGAGGCUAGUCCACGUGCAGCUGAGACUUUCCAGUGUGGGAGUCGCCGAGGUGGAAGGCGAACUGGAUAGAAGGCAGGUGGAUUGUGUAGCACGACUACUACGCUACAGAUGUUACACCCGAUGCUAUACCUGCUUGGAUGACAGAGGCUUGCAGGGGACACUGAAGACUGCUGUGGCCGAUUUCCAAAAAGGCAAAGAGCGAGGCUUACCACACUUUUCGAAGUACAUCAAGGCAUGGCAGCCGCCCGCACCGCCGUUGAUGGCGGAUCACCGUGGCCGACUGCCGAUCCACCUGGCCGCCGAAGGCGGCUUCGCCCAGGUGACGGGAAUGUUGGCCAAGUUUAUGCUGGCGAAGCAGGGCUGCACCGUGGAGCAGCUGGAAGUGCCAGAUCUCGAUGGUUUCAGCCCGCUGCAGCUGGCACUGAGGAAGAAACAUUGGGAAGCUGCCAGGCGCCUGGCCACGUGGAUCGGCCGAGAGGUGCCGGAGCUCCGACAGGUGGACGUGCAGAUGGCCCGGCGCACGCCGCUGGGCACCAAGGUUCGUGUGAAGGAAGAUAUCACUCACCCUUGA
Molecule: messenger RNA, 1479 nt
Organism: Durusdinium trenchii
Lineage: Eukaryota; Dinophyceae; Suessiales; Symbiodiniaceae
Source: the annotation of a GenBank genome assembly